Messenger RNA from Priapulus caudatus, 22468 nucleotides. RefSeq lists its product as uncharacterized. The record is from RefSeq and is a predicted model, not a curated record. Gene Ontology annotation, molecular function: ATP binding; lipid carrier activity; ATP hydrolysis activity. Bases 1 to 19656 code for a protein of 6551 amino acids. Gene Ontology annotation, cellular component: membrane; intracellular membrane-bounded organelle. The transcript is spliced from 123 exons. Gene Ontology annotation, biological process: lipid transport; transmembrane transport. NCBI's taxonomy places the organism in Eukaryota, Metazoa, Priapulida, Priapulimorpha, Priapulimorphida, Priapulidae.
AUGAGAGCCGACUCGUUCUCUACCUGCGAGUUUGGCGUCAACGAAUCCGGUGCUUACAGUGAACGCGCUAUGCCAAGUGCUGGAUUAUUUCCCUUUCUACAGUCAACUGUCUGUUCACUCGACAACAUAUGCAAGAACCCCUAUGCCACUGAUUCAGUGGAUUCUAGAUCGGUACCAGCUGCCGAGAUGUUGAUCCGUCGACUGGGACCAAAUAUUGCAAAUACAAGCGUAAUAUCAGCAUUAGGAAACCUUCCUGAAACCCUGGACAUCAUGUUUGCUGUUACAGCACCGUUACAGCAAGCAGAGGUUAUUAACUUCAUUGAAAAUGGCCUCAGAUUAGGCGAUAUUUUUAAAGACAAAGAGAAACUGAUAGAGUUUCUUACUGAAGAAAGUGCUGUGCUGCCACGUGAAGUCGUCGAGUCUCUACUGGAAGCUAAAUUCAACUUGGACGAGAUGUAUGAAGUGACAGGCUACAUAGACUUCCGUGGUGUGGCUUGCAAUAGCGACCGACUGGUGCAGUACGUGAAAUUUAACAAAAACAGCCCUGCCACUGCAAAAGAGGUGUCUAAGGCUCUCUGCAGCUUGAAUGAGAGCAACCUCGAAGUAGUCGUGGAAACACUGCAGCAGUACAUUGAUGUCAGGAAGAUAUCAGAAGCGGCGAAGACUUUGGCGGGAGCAUUGGGUCAGUACGACCUUGGUACGGCUCUGGAGGACAUUGGCACAAUGCUGGACACAGUGCGAGAUAUGUCAGCUCUCUCCGGCACUGCUCAGAGGCUUCCCAGCAUGCACGACAUCACUGAGUGGGUGCUGUACUUUAAACGCUUCACAGAGAGCAUCCCGAGGUUGGACGGCACCAAUCUCGACUACAUCUUUUUCAACAGAGUCAUCAAUGACCUGGACAGGAUGAUGGGUAACUUCUCUUCAUGGCUAGAUAUCAAGCGUGGAUUCUCUCACAUUAACCAGACGCUGGUUGUUUUGAACAAGCAGUUAGUCAAAGUAGAAGAUGCGACACUGAACUUUGCCAGCCUGUUCAAGGAUCCAGUCAAUUUCUGGGAAGUGAUCAACAGUACUGGCAGAUUGCCAGAUCAGAUGGUUGAGCUUUUGUGGAGCAUAAACAUUAAACCGGAAUACGUAUUAGACGUAGUGAGGUCGGCACAUCUUUCUUCGGAAGAAAGGCGCACAUUCUACUGCAAAAGCCCUGGCUUCGUGAACCUACUGACAUUUACUGAUCAGCCAUUGGAGAAUGUGCAGAUGCUGGCUAGAUACCAGGACGUGAUCUGUGAGGCCAACGCUAAUGGGUUGAUCGACGAACUCUACACCCAGCUGGACAUUGGUCUCAUCGACGAAAUGUUGGAGAAAUAUAAUGAAACCGGUAAGAUCUACCAACGGCUGGAUUGGGGCUCGUUGCUGAAUAAUGCGCAGCAGCUGAUAGAGACCUUAAAUGAGCUAGCUAACAAGUAUGGACACUACCUGGAACACUUUGCUGAGUCUGCCUUUAGAUUCAGAUCAGCGGCCAGACUGCUGACAUUUGAAUUACCAACGCUGGUUGCAACGGAUGAGCCAAUACUGGUAAUUGCCCAGACCAUACUAGAGGAGACUUUCAGCAAAGAUGAUGUCAGGUUGGGUUUAGUUUUGGCCGAUCUAACACUGGACAUCUUGGAGCAGGUGGAUGACCGUGACCUGGAUACUCAGGAUUCACUAUACACUGGACUACUGGGCAACACUAGCGACCUGCACGUCAGCCAUGAUUAUCCUGUUGCUCUGAAUGAGGGCUCACUCCUCAAGUUAAUCCAAUACCAGCCAGAAGUGCUGUUAGCUGCUAUGGAAGUCCUUUCUGACCCAGUAAUCCAGCAGAAGCUGCUGCAGCAUGUAGGCGACCAGGUCGCGCUGUGUGGCAUCCUGCGCAACUCACACGUCUACGCUUUGCCCAACGAAGAGCUGUUGAGUAGCUACCAGAUGCUGGUGUGCAGCGAUGAAUACCUCGAGUAUCUGGAAGUGUUGUUGAACAACAGCGCUGUUAUUGACAAAUUCCAGAAGUUGGUCGAUCUUACCAGCAAGAGUGCUAAGCCAAGAGCGAACGAUGGCUUCGAUUCUCCUGACCUUCUUAGCGCAAUCGUUGCCAAAGCACGCCGUCUUUACGACCACUACACCAACAAGCUUCCCAACAGAAGCAGACAUCUGUAUGAGAUGCAGUACUUGGUACACCGGGUAGCUGCAAACGCGAUGGCGAACCGGGAGUACACCGAUGAUGAGAUUGUGAAGUGGAAUCAGGCCAGGGACCAGUUCGAGAAAGAUUUCGGGCAAAACAUGAUCUACUGGAGCAUUCUGGCAAAGGACAUUGCACCCAUUCUGGAGCAGAGUGCUGUCUGGCCACAGAUCCAAGCUGUGCUAGAGCUGCUCAUGGAAUCAGCUACUACGAUCAGUUCCCAGCAGCAGACGUUACUGGAAAAGAACAAUCUUUUUGGGAGUAUCGUUGACAACUGGCAGGUGCUGGUAAGCGAGGCAGCUGUGGCACUACGAAGAAUCACCGAAAUAUCGAAUGAUACGAGCAAGGUGACGAAGCUGUAUCAACAGCUGAGGUCCAAUCCAGAGCACGUGCAGCUGCAGAGCGUUCUCUGUAGGUCUGAGUCGAGGGUGGGUAAUCGUACGUUGGCGCCGGAGCUGUGGGGGGUACGGCAGGCGAUGUGCACCCUACAGGAGGUUGUUAAUCCCUUCAUCUUAUUAAACGAGACGGGGUUCAAAGACGAAGAAUUCACGAAGCUCUACAGCAAGGUACUUGCUAUAGUACAUGGCAAGGCUGAACUGAAGUACACCCCUGGAAAAUUUCCAUGGACUGAGUUGCUGUCCAAGAUACGGAUUGCUUUUGCAUUCACUUGGACUGAUGAGGUCUCUGGAUUACUGGAUCAUCUAAUGCUAGACGUGGAUUAUUCGGAGCUGGUGGAUGCUGGUACCAUACUGGAGAAAUCUCUGGCCACAAAACAGCUUGACACUGACCUCUUGAAGCUCCUAAUUACAACAGAGAUGGAAGCUCUGGACAGAGAGUUGGAAAAUGUCACUGAGUGGUAUGACCUAAAGGCACAACUUCUCAUGAUCAAUGUAAAUCUCAAGGAAUACGUCCGGCAGAUUUCACAAGUAGAAGAGAAGGGCAUUACACUGUCCUUGUGGACAGGCGAUAUAUCUGUGAUAGACGACGUCAUAGUGAAGUCGUUGGAAGUAGCACCUGAAGUGCUGGAUGCCAUUCUGUCAGUCGUCAUCAACCCGGACGAGUUUCUCACGACAGUGCUGUCAAGUGACUUCAGAAAUCUGACUGAGCCAUGUCAGGGAUUGAACUUCACAAGAUUCCUCCUCUUCCCUGACAAUGAUGAGGAUGUUGAAAAGCUGCAAGAGAUGGUGUGUGACAACUUCAUCAUGGCCAUCAUCAAACGCUCGCAACAACAACCAUACGUAAAAGAGUUGAUGGCGUUGAAACGUAUGGUCGAGAAUGGGUUACCGCUGACAGUCAACUGGACGGACAUGAUAGACAGCUACAUUGACUAUGUGCAGACCAUAGGGCAGCUGGCCACGCGUGAAUCGCCACUGCCACUCAACCUUCCAACUGUAAAUGAGACGGCGAUUCAGGCGAUCCUCGACAAGCACCUGCCACUGUUGCAAGAGCAAGACUUUUUUAAGCUGCAGUUGAUGAAGCUGGACAACUUGAUACCACUGCUCGACAGCGCCGUGGCAACGAGUAACAACUUGGCUGCCGAGCAGCUGUGGAAAGCAACGGGUGAAGCUGUGAAAAGCUUCAAUACAUUUGCACCCAUUCUUCUCGAUCGACUGGCUGCCCUUGCCAACUCGAGUUCCACGCUGGAGACACUGAUCAACUCAGAUGAGUUGGAGAAAGUUCUGGCACUCACGCAGGCUGACCCGGCUAUCGCAGGCGUCCUGCUUUACAACGCUCUACAUCCACCUGCAGCCACACUUUUUGAGCAGCUGCAGAACGCGACGGUGCGUGAGGAACUGUGUGAGAAUCUGGCGUUGUUCAGCCGCUACGUGAAGCUACCACCAAACUCCACUGUAGAGCUCGGCUCCGUGCAGCGCGCGCUGUGCAUCAACCUUAACUACACGAUAAUUCUCCCCGAAAUCAUGCAGUCCCUGACCACUCCGGAGAUAGAUCGGCUGGUGGCAGCACUGCAGAAGCCAGAUGGAUCUGUGUUCCCAGCGGCUGUUAACAUCAGCGCAGCCCUGAGAAACUUUGAGCAGCUCACAAAGAGUCUACACACACUGUCCACUACACCAUUCUCGUUUGGAAGUAACAUCACUAUUAACACAGAUCAAUGGCAGGCAGUCCUACAGCAAUUUCUGAAUUCGACAAUAAACCAAGAUGUCUUUUUACAAAGCAUCGUUCAAGACCAACUGCCCAUGCUGCUGAAGUUGGGGCUCUCAUCUCUGGAUGACGACAGUAGUGCCCACCUAUUGAAGACCAUGAACUAUGCCGUGGAAGUGACAACCUCAGUGCUGGGAUCUCUCACUGGUAUGGACCUUGCUGCGCCUGAAGGUGUAGAAACACAGAAGCUGGUAGCCAUGUUACGAGAUCUAGUGCCCAUCAGCGAAGCUGUCAUUUUCACUGAGUGGAAUGACUUUCACAAGACCUAUGAGCUCCACAGGAUCCUAUCUAGCAACUCUCUCUGCACCGACUCGUUAGAAAAUGUGUUGCUGCUGCCACCUGGAUCUGAAUUGAAUGUGCGAGUGUUUGUCGAUAACGUGUGCUCGUUUAACUACACGGCAUUGGAGGGCGAGAUAGCUGCACUGCCGCCGGUCAGCACAGAACACUAUGUUGACAAAGUGCAGGAGUUGAUCAAAGUUCAGAUGGAUCUCCCACAGUCACAAAUAUCCUUCCAUCUGGGCAAUCUCACCAAUAAUUCAAUGUGGGCAAAUGAUUCCUACUGGACAUCGCAAGUUGAGGAGUUCUGGGCCCAGACAGAAAAUGACAGUAAUGUUCUGUCUGAUAUCCUGCGUGAUCUGGAACCCAUCAUACAAGGGUCACUAGUAGCCAGGAAGUCGAUUCACGUUCUUGAUGCAGCACUAGACUGGCUCAACACGAAGCUUGCUGACUUGGAAACUCGUGAGUCGUUCUCUCUGUCCGACAUUUUCCCGCCGGGCUCUCAGCUGCACUCGCUGUUAACCAACCUGCUUCCUGCCACACCUGAGUUUUACACCAUAUUUCAAUUUAUCAACAACCAUAAGUUGCAGCAGGCAAUGCGGCAGUAUCCAGGGGAGGAGUUUCUGGAGAAGCUAUGCACCGAUGGCCUGCAGGACAUCCUCCCUAUCCCGGGCUUUUCCCCCGAGCAGUAUAGCAAUGUGCAGACUGCCAUCUGCCAGCUCAACUACACGCAGCUGCUGCCCGAGCUGAUAUCUUUCUUCAACGUCGAUGCCAUCACACUAGAGGGAGACAACUCCGGGCCGAUUAACGUGCGUGGCACCCUGAGUAAGUUGCAGCAGCUGGAGACUCACAUAUCCACCCUCGCUAGAACUCACCCUAUGUUCGUACGAGAUGACCGCUGGUUGGAGGAGGGAAUUUGGCUGGACACUGUCCAGCAGCAAAAUUUACUCGCGGAGAAGAUGGUGCAAGACCCCACAUUUUGGGCACGUGUAUUCAAUGACUACAUCCUUCUCAGUGAUGAUCGCAAAGUUAUCCAAACUGUCGGCCAGUUUUAUUACGUAUCCUCGGUGAUAAUAGACUACACGACUGAUUUCCUGGACUCUUUGGACUACAAGGAGGGCGUUCUGAACCUUGGUGGACUUUUCAACGACACAGAUCAACUCAACGCCAUCCUUCACUCGACCUUCGACAUCGGACCCGACAUUGUUUCAACAGUGCUGCAGAGCUCAGUCAGACUGGACAAGUUAUCCGAUUUGGUUUCGAGCAUAUCAGCGGAGGGUGUUGAGGCAGUUCUGUGUAGUGAAGCUUUCAUAGAAGAGUACUUCAUCCUUCCCAAUACAACGGAUGCCAGUCAGCUGAAGGAUGCUUUAUGUCACAUCAAUACGACACAGCUCAGAGAGGAGCUGACAGGGCUUUUCGAUAUACAGGGACUCGUACGAAAGCUUUCUGAGGAAGCCAGUGCAGUGAACAGCAUCUAUCUUGCGCAACACGUAGAAACGUAUUUCAACAGUUCUGAUCUACUACGUGGCGCUAUUUAUCGGCUGAUGAACACCACCAGUCUUCGCUAUGGAGAUUUGGACCUUGUCGAAGAGUACAGUGGCUCUAAUUUCAGCGGCCCAUCCAUCCCAAUAACAUUGAGCCUAGAGGAUCAAUACAGUUUGCUUGACGCUCUGCUGCAGCAAGCCACUGAACAAUCUCUAACUGCAAAACGAGUCAUCUCAGUGUUUGACACCGUCAUUGACACCAUCACCUCCAAGCUUGCUAACCUCACAACUCGUGAGUCGUUUGCGCUGUCAGACCUGUUUCCUCCAGACUCCCAGCUGUACUCUCUGGUAGCCAACCUGCUGCCCGUCAUGCCAGACGUCUAUGUGCUCUGGCAAAGUCAUAGCCUUGACAAUAAGUUGCAGCAGGCGCUGCAGCAGUAUCCAGGGAAGGAGUUUCUGGAGAAGCUAUGCACCGAUGGCCUGCAGGACAUCCUCCCUACUCCGGGCUUCUCCCCCGAGCAGUAUAGCAACGUGCAGACUGCCAUCUGCCAGCUCAACUACACGCAGCUGCUGCCCGAGCUGAUAUCCUUCUUCAACGUCGAUGAAAUUACAAACGAAGAUUUCCAAUUGCCUAAUGCGUGGCAGCCGUUCAUGAAAUACUACAGACUGCAAGAGAUGGUGGUGUCAAUUGUUCAGUCGCCACCUGUGUUCAUACAGGAUGACACGUGGAUGAAUACCACCAGGUGGCAGGAGGCUGUGGCUCAGAGUAAUAACAUUCUGUUGAACAUCACAACGGACCCUAUGCUAUUGGCUAAUAUAUUGGACCAGUUUCUUCCGUACGUGGAGGAUACUACAUUUGGUCAAGUGGUGAAGUCGUAUUACUAUGUCUCAUCGGUGUUGCUAGAUUACACAAAUCAGCUGCUUCACUCAUUAACAUACAAGGAUGGGGCAGUAGACAUUGCCAGUCUGUUUGUGAAUGCUACACAGCUGCAGAAGAUUCUUCAGUUGAAUUUUGACGUGGGACCAGACAUCAGCGAUGUAUUCCUUAGGAGUGCGCUCAGAAUUGAUAAGAUAUCCGAUUUGGUGCAGAGUUUAUCAACAGAGGGUGUUGAGGCAAUUCUGUGUAGUGAAGCUUCCAUAAACGAGUACUUCAUCCUUCCCAAUACAACGGAUGCUGGACAGCUAAAGGAUGCUUUAUGUCACAUCAAUGCUACACAGCUCAAAGAGGAGCUGGCAGGGCUGUUCGAUAUACAGGGACUCAUAAUACAGCUAUCUGACGCAGCAAAUGCAUCAAAGAGCAUUAGUCUUACUGAGCAGAUGGUUAACUACCUCAGCGGUUCUGAUCUGCUUAGAAGUGCCAUAUAUAAGCUGAUGAACAGCUCUUCCCUUGUCUACAAUGGCACACAGCUUGAUGGUCAUUUCACCACACCAUAUGUCACUGAACUGAUGAUCAACAAUGAGGAUUUGUAUCGCAUGGCUUUGGAGGCUCUACAACCGAUCGUACAACAGUCAGACGAAGCACGGGCAUUUAUCCGCAAUCUUGACACAGUAUUGGACACGGUCGACUCUAAACUUGCUGCCGUCACACCUCAUGGUAACCUCAGCUUGUCGGAUUUGUUGCCACCAGACUCCCAGCUUUACUACUUAUUUAGCAAGAUCCUGCCUGUGUUACCUGAAGUCUACAGCAUACUUCAGUCAAACCAUUUACAGUUGCAGCAGGCGCUGCAGCAGUAUCCAGGGGAGGAGUUUCUGGAGAAGCUAUGCACCGAUGGCCUGCAGGAUAUCCUCCCUACCCCGGGCUUCUCCCCCGAGCAGUAUAGCAACGUGCAGACUGCCAUCUGCCAGCUCAACUACACGCAGCUGCUGGCCGAGCUGAUAUCCUUCUUCAACUUUGAUGACUUGACGUUUCUACAGGAAAACAAUAGCAGUCCCGUGGAUAUCCUGGCAACAUUUACCAAAGCUCAGAAUUUGCAGUCACGAGUUAUGCAGCUGGUGGAGAGUCCGCCGGUGUUCAUCGACGACGUGUUCUUCAUCGAUAUCGAUAAAUGGCAGCGUGCGCUGAAUGAAAGCGAAAUACUACUGCAGUCAAGCGCAGAGAGACAAGCAUUAUAUAUGGCUGGCAUCGCAGAUGAUUACCUGAGAUUGCUACCAGUAGACAUCCAAGGGAGAGUUGAAUCAUUCACUCGGGGUCCUGUUGUGGCAUUCAAAUACAUAACUGAGAAGCUAAACACUUUAAAACGAGAGAAUGGUAAAGUGAAUAUUACAGCGCUGUUUAAGAACUCGCCAAAACUUCGCAAAGUUCUUGACCUAGCAAUUGGUCUGGCACCAGACGUCAUUGACACCUUGUUGAAAAGUGCUGUCAGAUAUGAUAAGAUUUCCAAGCUAACAUCAAUGAACGUUGCAGACAUUGAGACAAUAAUGUGUAGUGAAGCUUCCAUAAACGAGUAUUUCGUCCUUCCUAAUACAACGGAUGCCGGACAGCUAAAGGAUGCUUUAUGUCAGAUCAAUGCUACACAGCUCAGAGAGGAGCUGACAGGGUUGUUCGAUAUACAGGGACUCAUCCAAGAGUUGGAAGCUGGGCCUGGCACAGUCAACCACCAGCCAGUUCAACAGCUAGUGGGACUACUUAUCGACUACACGAAUGUCAUCGAGACCAUGGACAGCAUUUUGUUGCCAUUCGCUGGCAACGAAUCCACCUUCUACUAUGGAGAUGUUGAUUUGAAGCAGCACUUUGCUCAGCGGACAUUCAUCACAUCGGAUGUGCAGGAGAUCCUGCGUGGGAUAGAGCCGGCAGAUUUAUUGGAGUCAACAGUAGUGCUGGAGACACUCUUGGGCAAUACUAGUUUCUAUAGAGAUCUAAAGAUCUACCUGAACUCCUUCAACAUUAUCGUUGACAUCCUUGAUGAAAAGAUAAUCAACUUUGCAGACAAUUUGACGCUGUCUACCCUCCUGCCAGAAGAAAAUAAUGCGCGCAACUUCUUACGGGAUGUCUACCAGCUCACCCCACAGUAUAUUGAUGCUCUGAUGGCGGCCUCAUUCAAUCCCAGUGCUCUGAUUAACAACACAAAGCUCCAACUAUGCAAGGCAGAGAAUGAGCUCGAUGACAUGUGGCUAUUCCCGGAUCACGUCGACCCAACUGUGCUAGCGAGACUUCUCUGCUCUACUAACUGGACUGCGAUCAGUAUUGAGCUGAGUUUAGCGACCAUGUGGCCGCGAGUUGUGCGCGAGUUGUCCAAGUUGGACACAGAUGACCCUGUCGCACCGUUGAACUUGACCACAACAGUGAUGAAUAUCCAGCGAGUUGUGAAUGUAGCGCAUCUUCUGCCCGGAGAGCCGGUCGACUCUGUCGACAAGUUUUUCCUGUUUGAAGGCAAUAGUAGCGAGUGGUUGAGAGAUAUCCAGGAUGCCCUGUUCAGAUAUGCUGAAUCGGAUCACAUCGAUAACACGCUGUUGUCAAAUCUGGAGGUACUGACUCCUCUCCUUGCCCAAGCAGAUGAGAGAAUCCUUAAAUGGCUUCAUAUCUAUAAUGCUCUCAAUCAAUUCGCCAUUCGUGAAUUGGAAGGAAUCAGGACAACUGGGCGUCUUCUUCCAUUUGCUAGUCUCUACAAUAAUAGCUACCAGGGGGCGUCACUACUGAAGAACCUACUGGCCAUAGAUGAGGUGGUUCUUACAGACUUGUUCGGCGCGGAUGUCCGUCCACAGAAUGUGGCGCUACUGUUCGUCUCUGAUGACCCUCGACAGCUGCUCUGCAACAGCUCUCUGAACGAGUGGCUCCACCUGCAGUCUGCUGCAACGACUACUUUAGAUGAGCUGAAGGGGGCGCUGUGCAGCAUCAAUGUCACCACUUUAAGAGACGCAUUGUUGCUCGACGUCGAUUUAUCUCGCUUGAUCCAGGAGAUAAUGGACAUUGAACGACCUGACUUCAAUGCAUCUGCGCUCGACUGGAGACAUCUGUACGCAGACAUAGAGAGUCCGUCAUAUCUUGUCAACAGCAUCAUCAUGGGGCGUGUCCCGGUUGUCAUGAAGACCGACCCUCUCGCUCAGCUCUUCAACGGCAGCCUGAUCAAGCCUCUGCUGCGGGUGGCGCUCGAGGGACUUGCGUCGGUUCAACCCAACGAAACAUUUGCAGUGUGGGAAGCGCUAGAACAGAGGCUGCUGGGUGGUCCGAGUCAUUACCCGCGAGACAUCUACCGCUACCAAUCCGUCAACUACUUCCUCCAUCAGGUCAUAGGAACGCUACGUAGCCUCGAAGGCAACGGUGUGUCCUUGGCAUCCUUGAAGUAUCAGAGCAAGUCUGUUUUGCCCUACAUACUUGAUUCCUUCCUGGAAACGGGCGACAGGAUUUUCACUGCUAGUGACUUUCUCUUCAUGCAUGACGCUGACCGGCUAAGCAACGUUCCUGCCACAGCGUCGGCUGUCUGCAACCCCGCCUACGUCCAGCAAACAUUCACGGCAUUAAAUCACACGCAACUGCUUGGUGCUCUCUGCAACAACACGGCUAGUUGGCAUUUAGCUCUCUUGGACCUCGGCCUGUCACGUUCUGAGAUGUUCUACGUGAUAACACGGCUCUAUGCCAACGUGAGCGACGACGAUCUCGAACUGGCAGUAGAGGGCGCCACCGACCCAGAGCUUACCAGGAGGCAGCAGGAGGAUGCCACGCGCAGGAACGAGGACCUCUGGUGGCUGACCCAGCGACUCAUGAACCUUCGCGAGGGAAUGCUGAGCAGCGACGACCUUGAGGACAGACCAGCACACGACGUUGCUGACGUUGUCAUUGACACGCUAGUGAAUGAGCUCAACAGGAUAUAUGCCUUGAAUGGUUCUGCAGCCAGCAGGUGGACAUAUCCGCUGGACACACUAUUGUCGGCUGCUAAGAUAAUGGAAUAUCUUAAUAAACAGCUGCCCUACUUGCAGGCAACGGAUGAUACUAGUCCCCAACUAAGUGCUCUGCUGCCCGAUAUCAAGAAGGCAGAGUCAAUCUUGGAAAAGAUGAGUGAAAGAGAAUAUUCCACCGUGCUCCUUACAACAUCUAUCAACCCAAAAGAGAUGUUCUACCUCGUGCAAUCCGGCGAAUGGGAGGAGCACAUGUGCAACGAGACGGAGUUCCACUACCUCUUCUUCUUCCCCAAGUCGACGGACCCCGCCGACGUCGGUACCAUUCAGCAGAUGAUGUGCCGCAUCGCGCGCUACAAUGCCUCCAUCCUCGACGACCUCUUUGGCAUGGUUGACAUGCGCAUGCUUGUGUCUGAGAUCCAACGCAUUCUCCAUGCAAGAGAUGGCAACGCCGUGCCGGCUCGUGAGAUCCAUUUCGACUAUAUCAAGGAGCAGCUGAUAAAGCUAAUAUCCAAUGUAGACGAACUGUCUCGGCAGAGCUACGACAGCGGCAGCAUCAUGGCAACGAUCUCCAACUACAUCCUGCCUCUGCUAAAUAAGGCUGAUAACACAACCGAUGCUAGUGCGGAGGCGUUCUGUGAAGCUGCGCAGAUGGUGUUUGGAAGGGAGGAGUGGUUUGUGCAGCUGUCGCACGUCAUCUCCCAGAACCACCUGGCGGCCAGCAUUGUCACGGAGCUGAGUCGGGCUCUGCCUCCGCUGGACACUCUGCUUUGUCAGCUGCUAAGUCCAGGAGCAUCCGAAAUUCAGACGAUGAUCACUGAACAGAUUCAGCCCAUGGUGAAGAGGAUGAUAGAGGAUAGAUCGCCUGAAGAGGAGUCCUGCUCCAGUCACACAGCGGCAUUCGAUGAGCUGCGGCGGGUACUGAUGGAGCGAGCCCACCAGGGCAGUGCGCCGUCGCUGCUGCCGCGCGUGUCUGCAUGCUGGGAAUCGUUCUGGAACUUCACGCUUCAGGAGCUGGGUCAGCUCGGAAGUGUCGAGGAUAUAGAGCAGAUAUGUCUGGCCGGGCUGGCAGAGCAGCGCAAGUAUAACUCCCAUUUUGUGAUUGAAGAAAGUGACCUGCUCUACAAACUCAGACUGCAAGAGCUGUUGAUCGAUCAGCUGGAAGUGCUACCAGUUCUGGGAGAUAUCAUAUGCGACAUGCCACAUCUGAACUUUAGCGCGUUCUACAGCCGUUCUAUCGUCGACCUACGAAUUGCUGAGAUCACUUUAAAGGUGACGGCUUUGAGUGAGGGCAACCUUACGGGCGCGUUUAGCUGCCGUGAGUCGGCGCAGUACACGUCACGCCUCGCCACGCUGCUGCCCAGCAUCUACCGUGACAUCACCGAUCCCGCUGUGCAGCAACGCUACCUCACCUGUCUGCAGAAUGUCGGCGAGGCGCAGCUGUGGAGCGAGUUGGACACGUUCAUUGAGGUAAUAGCCACCACUGUGCCUCUACUGCAAGACAACGCCAUCGUGCAGGAGAUUCUGAAGAUAACGGACCCUGCUGAACUGCAGAAGACCUUGGACACAAUCUCAAUCAAGUUGCCAGAGUACAUCUCACUGGCGUCGGACACUCCAUCCGAGUUUCUCAAGGAUCUCGCUAUGCGGCUCGGCGUCAUCACGUCAAAUCUCAAGCUGCUACUCGAGCAAGGUGUUGUGAUUGACCUCAGCAAGUUUGAUCUAGUCGACCUUGACAUUUCGAACGUCGUUGAGGUCGUUAACACGGUGCUGAACGAGACGAGUGUCGGGAAAUUGGCUGACGGACUGCAAGGGCUCAUGGAAGCAUUUUUAGGGCUGGGGGGCAUAGAUGAAAACAGCACUAUUAUCCAGGAGCUGAGGACUAUCAGUCGUGGAGUUAAAGGACUGAAGCUGCUCAGGUACUUUGUAUCAAGGACCAAUGUCUCUGUACCCCUGAGGAACUUGCUAAUUAAACCUGAAGAGCUAGCGCGGUUGAUGGAGUCGGACCCUAUUAAUCUGUCACCCUUAGUGGUGCAGACCAUCAUGAAUUCAUCCCUACAUGUGAAUGAGAUCUUGUUGAACCUGGGUGAAGUGAAGGACAUCGCCUGCAGUCCGAUCCGGUUGCAUAAGACACUUAGCUUCGAGCCUGGCACCAACGUUACGCACGUCUCCGAAGCCCUGUGCGCAAUCGACCCCGACAAGUUAUCCAGUCUGAUGACGGAAAUUAUCAAGCAUCUGAGCAUUGGCCAGCUUGUGCAGCAGUUUGUGUCGUUGGCAACCGAUGAGGUCAUCACAAAUGCCGGGUACACAUCUGAAAAGGUGGCUACGCUUGUUGAAAGCAUGGCGGAGGCGAGUAAAGACAUGGGCGCAUUUAUGAGCUCCCUCAAUGACGAGCUGUCCACCAUCGACCUUGGUGACACUUUCAAGGGCAUCACAGACGCCGUUGAACGGAACGAUCCUCUUGGCCCCGAGGCCCUGAAAGCUAUCAGCGAGGUGAUGUGCAGUGAGGGCGAUCUGUCGAAGCUAGAGGACCAGUUCCACUUGGUGUCGACCGCCGCUGGAAGCGAUGGACUCUCCGCCGACCACCUCAAAGAGAUGAACGGCUUCACAACCCAGUUCUGUCGUAGGAUGUACAAAGACUUGAUGCUUAGCGAUGGCGGAGGUGUCAUUUGGAGCUACCUGAAACCUGUGCUGCGUGGCAAGAUCCUGUUUGCACCAGACACACCCAUCACGCGUGCUAUCAUCCGCCAGGCAAACACGACAUUUGAGAAUAUGGUUGAGAUGGUCAGAAUGGCAAGAACGGUAGGAAACAUGAGGAAACUGAGCAGUCUGAAGCAAGUUGCCAAGAACCUCGGAUCCCUGAAGUCGGCUCUGUCAAACCCGUACAUCGGAGGUGCGAUGAAGCAGAGUGUCGGCGUGAGCACGGACGACAUCAUGGUCUUCCUGGAGCGUCUAUCAACGCUGGAGCUCGGCGAGCUGAAUGACACGGUCUCGUCGCUGGCCAUCAUGGGAGAGUUGGUCGCUAACAUCUCACACUGCGUCACACUGGAUAGAUUUGUGGGUCUUCCAAGUGAAGAAGAUAUUGAUUACAUGGUGAAGCAUAGCAUUGGGCUGAAGGCUACUGAGAAAGGAAACAUACUAGCAGGUGUAAUAUUUGACGUCGGGAAGGAGGGAAAGAGAAGCAAGCGUCAAACGAGCCUACCCAAGCACAUUAAGUACAAAAUACGCAUGGAUAUAGACAAUGUUCCGAUCACUAGGCAGCUGAAAAAUUACCUCUGGAUUCCAGGACCUAGAGACGAUGCUGCAGAUGACUUGCGCUACCUGCGAGGCUUCAUUCAGCUGCAGGAUAUGAUAGACCAGGCAAUCAUCAAACUACAGACGGGCGCCGACGUGGAGUUGCCGGCCAUCUACACCCAGCAGCUCCCCUACCCAUGUUACGAAAAGGAUGUGUUCGCGACAUACCGAUCAGCUUUACUUCCUAUGCUGUUGGCCAUUUCUAUGGGGGUGUCUGUCGGUGUGAUGACUCGUAACAAGAUCAUGCACCGUCGCAUAGAGCAGGUGAUGAGAGCGAUGGGCCUGCGUGCGACGGUGCAGUGGCUCGCCUGGUUCAUCGUCAGCUUCGUUGUCAUGUUCUUCAUCGUCGUUCUCGUCAUCAUCCUGCUGCGGGCCGGAGGCAUCCUGAGAUUCACCAACAUCGGCAUCCUCUUCCUCAUCUUCCUCGAUUUUCUACUGUCUACCAUCAUGAUGAGCUAUCUGGUGAGCAUCUUUUUCAACAAGCCCGUGCUGGCAAUGCUCAUGGCCAUCAUGAUCUACAUGUUAUCCUACAUGCCCUACCUGAUUAUCAUGAGCCUGGAGAAGCAACUGCCCCAUUGGGGAAAGCUUGUCAUGUGUCUGAGUUCGACGACGGCAUUCAGCUUCUGCUGGCUGUACAUCUCGCGAUUCGAGGUGCAGGGUGUUGGUCUGCAGUGGAGUAACAUGCAGAGCAGUCCCGUCCCCGGCGACGAAACCAACGUGACGUGGGCCUGCUGGAUGAUGCUCAUCGACGCGGCAAUAUACUUCUUGCUUGCCUGGUAUCUGGAUAACCUCUUCCCAGGACAUGGGCCCAUGCAAAGCGCCUGGUAUUUUCCCUUCACAACGACUUACUGGUUUCAAAUGACCGUCCAGUCAGCCAGCAAGAAGAGGUCAACUAACAAGGCCAGCAAUGGGAUUGAGAUGAUUCAACGCGCAGUGUCCGAGAGAGGUGCCUGGGGAAGGCUGAGCACGCGUUACUGCGAGGGUUGGCAUCUCCCUGCAGAAGCUGAGGAGCGAUACGGGGGCAAGGAUGGCGAGCUGUGCCAUACAUGGCCUGAGCAUCGAAGUUCUACGAGGACAACCACCAUUAACAUAUUGUCAGGAGAGUACCCAGCAACAGAGGGAGCGGCUUACAUACACGGCAAGGAUGUCAACAGUCAGUUUAACGAUAUUCGUGGCAAGCUUGGCAUCUGCCCGCAACAUGAUAUUCUUUUUGAUGGGCUGUCUAUCAUAGAACAUUUGGAAUUUUAUGGGAAACUCAAAGGAACCAUGAACAAGAAGAAGUUAGAUGAGGACAUCCACCGGAUGCUGGAAGCGACAGAUCUGUGGGACCUGCAGCAGGAGCGCGUCGAGAACCUGUCCGGCGGCAUGCGUCGCAGACUGUCCGUCGCCGUGGCGUUCGUUGGCGGAUCACGCACGGUGAUCCUUGACGAACCGACGAGCGGCAUCGACCCGGUCGCGCGCCGACACAUCUGGGACCUGAUCAGCGCCUACAAAGAUGGGCGUACUAUUGUCCUAUCAACACACCACCUUGAUGAAGCAGAUAUUAUGAGCGACAGAGUAGCGAUCAUACACCAGGGCAAGCUGUUGGCUUGUGGAUCGUCGUUAUAUCUGAAGAGUAAGCUUGGCAGUGGGUAUCAGCUGACCAUACGCAAGACUUUGGAGGGCAGAGGGUUUGGCACAUGUUCUAACCUUCACAACCCUGCUGGUAGAAGUGCGUUUGAUGUGAAGCGGGUGCUAGGAUUGGUGCGACGACAUAUCGCCAACGCCCAGCUCGUGGAAGAUCUCCAGCAGGAGGCGCUACUGCUGCUGCCGAACGACGACGACGAUGUCCGCCGUUACCACCAACUGUUCAAUGCCCUGGACACUAAUGCAAGCGCCCUCUGCAUUGAGAGCUACGGCAUCUCUGGCACCACACUAGAGGAGGUGUUCCUGACUCUUUGUGAGCAGGCGGACGAAGGCUUGCCGAUGACUGGUAGCAAGAACAACUAUCAGAUGGUACGGCACCUGCGCAACACAGACGACGCAACCGAGUCUCGCAACCUCAACGCUCAGGGCGAUCUGACCGGGAAGGAGCGCUACACCGGCCUCCUGAUGCUCGUCAUGCAACUGCAUGCUCUCCUCGUCAAGCGCCUGCACCACUCCCGCAGGAACUGGAAGUACUUUCUCCUGAUCUUCCUGCUGCCCUGCAUCUUCCUCGCCGUUGCGAUGGGCUUCACCGUCAUCAAGCCGAUCGUUGGCGACCAGCCCUCCAUCGUGCUGCUGCCAGCCAUCUACGGUCCGCGUGCCGCGUCGUUCAUCGCCUACGACGACGCGCAGCAUGGUGCUGACGACGCCGACCGCCUGCUCAACUCACUGCUGCACCCGCCAGGUGUCAGCACCUCCUGUCUAAACGAUUUUCCAGAAAGGGGUGCAUAUGAGUGUGAGUACAGUGGUGAAAAGGGCUUCAGUUUGGAUUAUAUGAGCAAGGAGGACAAGGCCAAAUAUGCUGAGGAGAAAGAUUGCUCUUGUAAAUCUGGAGUCCAGUCAUGUCCAGUUGGAGCAACUGGCUACGUGCCACCUCGUUGGGUGACCAACACUUCAGAUAUCAUCUAUGACCUGCGGGAUAUGCCUAUAGGAUUAACUGAAUACCUGCUCAAGAGCCACCAAGAGUUUAUCCAGAAGAGAUUUGGUGGCUGGACAGUAGGUGACACCAUAGACAGCAACAAGGACAGCAUCAGAACACGUGGCACAGUGUGGUUUGACAAUACAGGAUUUCAUUCCCUCCCUUCCUACUUUAAUGGCAUGACCAAUGCCAUCUUGAGGCAGAAGAUCAAAGAUAUGGAUGCAGACCCUUCAGAAUACGGCAUUACUACAUAUAAUCAUCCACUAAAAAUGCACCAUGAGCAGCUCAAUAGGCAAACCCUGCAGGGGCGCGUCCACGACGUCGGUAUUGCUCUCACGAUACUCGUGGCGUUUGCGUUGAUACCGGCCGCCUUCGUCGUGUUCCCGAUCGAGGAGAGAAACAACGAGGAGGCUCAGCUGCAGUUCGUCUAUGGAGUGUCUAGGAGCAUGUACUGGUUUUCCACCUUCAUCUUUGACAUUGGCUGUUACAUUGUCUCGGUGGCCCUGUCUAUCGUCAUUUUGAACGUGUUUGGCCUGCCAGAAUACAAUGACAGAGAGAACUUGGGAGCCAUCUCCCUGCUCUUGCUGCUAUACGGUUGGGCAUCAAUUCCGAUCGUGUAUAUUAUGGCGAAAGUACUCAGAGACUCGAGUGCCGCAUAUGUGCUGAUAUUUGGAAUCAAUAUGGUGAUCGGCAUAAACACCAUGUUCCUAGUGCUGCUGCUCAGUCUCUUCCCCAAGAUACCGGCGCUAGUGAAUGCACAUCAUAUACUGCAGUGUGUGUUCCUAGUGUGCCCUCAGUAUGCCAUGGCGGGUGGCUUGAUUACACUCAUACGCAACCAGGUUGAGACGGACAUCUUUGAGAGAUUUGGUCUGGACGUGUACAAAUCUCCAUACACCAUGGAGAUGCUUGGCUGGAACUAUGUAGCAUUGGCCAUUCAAGGCACAGUGUUCUUCCUCAUUGUUAUACUGGUAAACGGAUGCAGAUGCAGCUUUGGCAGCCAGCAUGGAAAGGAGGUGGCGAUAAAGGAGGAUGAGGACGUGCGGAUGGAGCGUAAGCGCGUGCAUGCAGGAGGUGCCGAGGACAAUCUGCUCAAGCUGUUUGACCUUACCAAGGUCUACCAGAACGUGCUUGGCCGCAAUGUUGCCGUUAACAAACUCUGCGUUGGUAUCCCGCGGGGCGAGUGUUUCGGCUUACUUGGCGUGAAUGGUGCUGGAAAGACGACCACAUUCAAGAUGCUGACAGGACACAUAUUGCCUAGUGAAGGAGAAGCCUUACUGAACGGCACAAGCAUCACUGAUGGCAUCAGCAACAUGCAGAAUGCUGUCGGCUACUGCCCUCAGGCCAACGCUCUCGAUAGCUACCUCACCUGCAAGGAGAUGAUGACCUUCUAUGCGAGACUUCGUGGCUUGCAUCAUGACGACACUAAAGAGAUUAUCAAGAAAUUGUUGAAGAGGUUCAACCUGUACACACAGAAAGGGAAGGUAGUAAAGCAGUUGAGUGGGGGUAACAAGCGCAAACUAUGUGCUGCGAUCUCCCUACUGGGUGAUCCACCGCUCAUUCUCAUGGAUGAGCCGACGACCGGCAUGGACCCACAGACGCGCCGCCUGGUGUGGAACAACAUAAACAGCAUCAUUCGCGACAAUCGUUCAGUGGUGCUGACUUCGCACAGCAUGGACGAGUGCGACAAUCUGUGCACACGCCUCGCUAUCAUGGUCAAUGGGGAGUUCCAGUGUCUCGGGAACCCGCAGCAUCUGAAGGACAGGUUUGGAGACGGAUACACGCUGAUAGUAAAGAUGAAGCGUGACCAUGGCGACGUGAUGCCGAUAGUCACCUUCUUAGGAGGCCACUUCGCAGGCUGUGUCUUCAAGAAUCACGCGUUCAACACCUUGGAGUUCAGCAUUCCGAAGACCAACAGACUCGGCCUGAUAUUCGACAUCAUGGAGUUAGCGAGACAUAAUCUGCAUGUGGAGAAUUACUCUGUUUCGCAGACCCAUCUUGACCAGGUGUUCACCAGCCUUACACGCCACCAAACAGAUGGCCUUGUAGAAGAGAUCCAUGCUGGGGCCAUGGAGCUGGAGACAGGGACUGGAGCGAAGUUGGCUGCAGACAACAGCUUCUACAUGUUUGCAAAUCCAGCGUUUGACGUCACCUCGCCAAGGGAGUCGGGGUCGUACCUUCGCCGCUCCUACGUUCCAGAAGAGCACCAUUACGAGAGCAUACCGAAGUCUACCUAUGAGCAAAACCUUCAGGUGACUUCUCCAGUUGUUCCUGACCUGGAGAUGGACCACAGCCUGAAGGCGGAGGUGCACAGUGGCGCCCUCGCGCAGGCUGAGCUGAGUGACGUGGAUGACACUUACUCGGAGGUGCAUGAGGCAGAGUCGCCCUUGUAUGCCCGCCCUCACUACGCCAUGGAGAUACACAGCUCGUUAGAAAACGAGGAAGAUGAUAGCGUCGAUGGUGGGGCAGCAGCGCCAGAUGUCCGGGAGGCAAGUGUACUGAUACCACUAGGAGAGGAGGUGAGCGAAACGUCAAUAGGCCCUCCAUUGACUGAUAACGAUGACACACGCGAUUCGCCGCGGUCGCAGCAGCUGGUCGAGAAAGAUGCACCCCCUACGCUACCGACACAGCAGUGGAAUGAAGAGCCCAUGUCAUCUCAUCCGGCUUUUACAGAGGAACCAAAAAAGGAGCCAAUAUACAGGGUUAAAAUCUCAUUAAGUGAUGAUGAGGAGGAGACAGAAGAAGCUGCGGGAAGUGUAGCGGCUGAGGACGGAUACCUUAGUGAUGAUGAAAACACUAAUCUGUAGAGACGAUGCCAGGAGCCCUGUAAAUUAAAGCGGAAUUAACUCCUAAUGCCUCCAAACUAUGCGAAACUCUUGGGCUUUGCUCCCACCUCCAUGAAAAAUGCGUUAGCUACACUCCUCAUUUUAUAACCAUCAAAAGCUGUGACCUGUAUUAAAACAUUAUUGUUUUAUUCGUAACCCACGGGUGUAUACGAAAGUGCUGGCAUUGAUCAACAUUUAAGUAGAGAGACCAGAAAUGCAGUGCUGCUACAAACCUAAAUCCUAAUAUAAAUCCUAUAUAUAAAUAUAGGAUAUAUUCCUAUAAUAUAAAUCCUGCACAGUUGGUCUACUACACAUUUGUUUAUGUAAAUCUGUGGUUGCAGGAACGUCCAGAAAACGCAGGCAAGCAGAUUCAUUGGCAUGCAUUUUUGCAUAAUAUAUCAGCAUACACCGUUACGUACGUGCGUGCGUGCGUGCGUGCGUACGUGCGUGGACGUGUGCGUGCACCUACUGUUCCCCUCUGUUUAGUGUUGUAAUGAUAAUUACCUGGUGGCACACCUAUAUACAGCACGGUCUCCUACAUUGAUGCAGUUGUAUUGUGAUAUUUUGCAUAAUGGUUGCCCUCUAAUUGGACUUUUCGUCUAUAUACCAGUAAUCAUGACAGUUUUGUAUUGCGGGGGUGUUACAUACCAGUGUCGUUUUGGUACUUUUUUGUACUUUUGGUGUAAUGUUUUUUUAAAUAAUUUUAAUGAUUAAAAUACAUUCAAUAUUUUAUAGCAAAUAGUUUAGUAUUGUGAUGGGAUUAGCGGAACAAUGAAAUUAUUAUUGUAAUUCGAGAUCCUUUGAAAUUAUCAGUAGCAGUACACACCAAUUUGCUUUUCAUCAGAUCUGGAGCACGUAAACCGAGCGCGAACGAUGGUGAAAACUGAACGUUGUUGGAACUACGUGUGUUACGUACUUCACUGUAACUAAGACAUGUCUUACAGUGUGUAUCGUUGGGGGUAUUCGCCCUAGGGUUCAUGUGCUCUUGAUUAGAUGCAUUCUUUCUUGUGUGUGGAUAAUAUAUGUAAUUGCGGUAACGUAUUUAGAGUAGAAAUCUUCGGUUAUGAAUAAUGCAUCAACAAACGAGCUUAUUUUACCAUGUUUAUAUAAAACGAAUUCCUAGAAAUGUACUCAAAUCUAGCCAAAAUUUCUAUGUUAAAGUUGGGAAUAAUUUUAGCUUUGGUCAUUUGGGCAAAGUUUAGUCAUUAGUCAGUGUAUAAAUAGAUAAGAAGAGGCUAUUGUAGUAAUGUAGUAUUUCAUGAACGCAAGUCAAAGAGAUUUGGUCAUGAUGUACAAUAUACAUCUGAUAUGUUUGUUAAAGAAAUUUUCUGAUUUUCUUAGUGAAUAUUCUCUUCUGUGAUUCCGUAAACAUAUCUAUAAAAUUGCGUAGGUACUUUAUAGUGAUGUUAUAGUAGUGUAUGCCGCAACUUCCGCCGGCCCGCGAUAACAUUUCGACGGGAGUCGCGAGAUGUGUGCCUUGUUUAACCAAGAGAUUUCCAGGUGCAUUUAUGUGCUACUAAAAGAUUUACAAGUGAGAUUAUCCGCGUAAGUCGCAGGGGUCUAACUUGCAUGCAAAUAUUGUGCAGCUGGAGUCUCGGAGCGUGGAUUAUGCAUUUGGGUAAUCUUGGGUCCAAAAUAUUAUCGAAAAAAUAUACGUAUAUAGAUCGCACAGAAAACGAAAUUUUGCACGUGAUUUCUCCUCCUAUGCGAGCUGAAGUGUUAGCAGCGCUUUGCUAUUGGUGAUGCACAUUUUUAUACUUUUCUACCUAGUCUAGUAUGUAAUUAUUGGUAUUUUAUCUAUAUUCGUAUCUUUUAUAUUUUUAUAAACGUUUUUGGAAAAUAAAUAUGCGUAUCAGUAUGUAAAAUCUAAGCUACAUAAUGGUGUUAGGGUCAUUGUAUGCUGUGCAUGAUAUAAUAUCCCCUCAUCAUAUUAUUCACAUAUCUCACGCAGCUUUUCGGCGGCUACAAGAUCGUGGUUUGAAAAUUACGGAUGCAGAAGCCAUAUAUAGGCAUUUCAGUUAUUUACAUAGUCUAGUAUGUAAUUGGUGUUUUAUCUAUAUCCGCCUCUUUUAUAUUUUUAUAAACGUUUUUGGAAAAGAAAUCUCCUAUGCGUAUCAAGUAUAUAAAAUAUAAGCUACAUAUUGUAUGCUGUGCAUGAUAUAUAUCAUAGAGGGUACAGUACUCCCAGCAUAAUCACAUAAUCGCAUAUCUCGCGCAGCUUAUGUGUUUAUCUAUGGUACAAGGUUUGAUAAUUACGGAUGUAGAUGCCAUAUAUAGGCAUUCAGAUUGUGAUAGGCAACUACAAACUACUUUUUGUAUCAGGAAGCAUAGUUUUAUAUAGGCAAUUAACUACAGAAUCCGAUGGGAUUUUGGUAGUUGUUCCUAUCAAUUCUUUGAAAUAACUCAUCAAAGGUUUUAAAUGCUUAGCAGAUGUUGCAGAUAAGAUGGCUCUUAUACUGUGAAUUGGGCAUUUAAUGGAUUAAUCUUAAGCUUCUAUCUGUUUUGGCCUGUAAGGUAAGAAAUUGUCGCUGUUGACGUUUCAGAAAAAGUUAUGAAGACGUGUCACAAACAUCAGUAAUUGAAUUGUACAGAAACGUCCUGUAUUACUCGAUUUAUUUUGUCUGUAUAUCGUAAUUAUAUGCAAUAGCAAUGCACUAGAUUAUUCGAGUGUGACACGGUAUAAAUAGUUAUCUACUGAGCAUUUAUAUUCAAGGUUUUUUACACGUAGAUAGUUUAUAUAUAAACAUUUCAAUACUUUAUGGUACUAUGCAAUAAACAUAAUAACGUUUCCUUA